This is a messenger RNA of Patella vulgata (common limpet), 2288 nucleotides long. RefSeq names its product monocarboxylate transporter 14. The transcript is spliced from 7 exons. Bases 325 to 2169 code for a protein of 614 amino acids. The record is from RefSeq and is a predicted model, not a curated record. Gene Ontology annotation, biological process: transmembrane transport. NCBI's taxonomy places the organism in Eukaryota, Metazoa, Mollusca, Gastropoda, Patellidae. Gene Ontology annotation, molecular function: transmembrane transporter activity.
CACGCGGCCUAUAGUUGAACAUUGACUAGCUAUUUAAAGAACCGUGGCUUGUAAUUGUAGGAAGCCAACUACGUUGAAUAUAUAGCUGUUAAUGGUCAAUAUAUAUAUAUAAAAAAAUAUGCACGAUGGAUCUAUAAUUAUCAGUUAAAAAGGUGGAAUGUUUACAUGGUCAUCAGAUGAAUGUCUUGAAUGAGUUCAAUGGUAACAUUUUCCUCUAAAAAAGCAGAGCUAAGCAAUUUCAUUGGUCGAUGCUUCGAGACAAGAUAACUUUUAUUCUAACGUAUGGAGAGUGAUGAAACUUAGUGUAGAAUUUCACUAUCAGGCAUGGCGAAGAAAUCAGAUAUAGACCAAGGAUGGGCUUGGGUCGUAUUAUUUGCAGCUUUUACAAGUUCGGCACUCUACGCUAUGGAAGCUGUGUCCCAGGGUAUAUUCCAGUUGGAAUUCUUGGAGACCUUUGAGGGAUCUCGUAGUUAUAUUUCUUUGGUUUGCUCCAUUCAUUUAGGGUUGCAGUUAUUUUUAGGCAUAGUUGCAAGUGCUAUUUGCAAUGCUUUCUCUAUACGAGUUGCAGCAAUGUUGGGUUCCAUUCUCUUCUCAGUGGGUUUAUUACUAUCAUCGUUUUCUACAACAUUUGAAGAGCUGAUGCUAUUUUAUGGAGUAAUAGCAGGAGGUGGUUCCGGAAUAUUCUAUACAUCAGUGAGUGUCAUAACAAGUCAUUAUUUUCACAAGAAAAGACUUCUUGCAUGUGGUAUAACAUUCUCUAGCCCAGGGAUUGGCUAUAUUUGUGGCCCGUCGUUCAUUCGCUACCUCAUAGAAAGUUUUGGCUGGAGAUCAGCUUUGAGCAUCUUGGGGUGCAUAGUAGCACAGACUUGCGUUUUAUCAGCACUGUUCUUCCCAGUUGACGAAACCAGUAACUGCUGUACUGCGUUGUGUAUUAAGAAAGACACAAAUCAAAGCUCAAAAUCAGACAAAGAUGGUGGGGUUGUAAAUUUACCGUUACUUAAAAAGUAUAAUCAAAAACUGAAGUGUGAUGUCCCAAAAGAGAACCAGUCUGAUGUAUGUGCUUCUAAAGUAGCAGGACCCAGCCCUACGCGUCAAAACAAUAACAUGUCGAAAUUAGGUUCUAUGUCUGAACUGAACAACCUCCAUAAUUCCAAAGAAAGUAUUCCUACCGUGCCAAACUCUCCACAGGAAAACAGAUCGCCUACGCCACAUAUGAAUAAAUCUUUGAGCAAGAAUGGUUUUAAGAACAGUGUGACUUCCAUUAAUUCCCGUAAUAUUCAUGAAUAUUACUCUAUUAUGAAAGACGGUAGUUCCAUGUCUGUGUUGAAACCCGAGAAUCGAUUCAUUACCAGUAUACAAUCACUUUCGUCCGUAUCUCGUAGACAUCUUCAAGCAUCUACAGGAAACUUGAUGUGGGAGUCCCAUUCCAGUAUUCAGCAUCUUGGUACUUACCUGACUGAAGAAGAAGAACGCGAAGCAGGCAUUGUUAAAGAAGAUUCAAAAAAAUUCUCGUGCAAACCCGAUGUUAGUGUGCUCAAGAACAAAGCGUUGUGGUGUUUAAGUUUAAGUCAGUUACUUCUGAUGUUUGGAUAUUGUAUCAACUUCAUCCAUUACCCGUCCAUGAUUGUUUCGAAAGGGAUAGAUAUAUCUGUGGUACCUCAGUUAUACAUGACACAGGGUGUUAGUCUUAUUGUAGCUCGUUUAAUUGGUGGACUAUUCUGUAAUCAUCCGGACAUUAACAUCCUGCUAAUAAGCUUUGGAUGUCAAGUGUUACUAGGAGCUCUAGUGUUUUGUAUGCCCUUUCUGGGCGCCAAUAUAUGGGCUUAUCAUUUGUGCCAAGUAUUCUUUGCGUUUUAUUAUGGAGGAACCUACGUUGUUCUUAGUCAAAUUCUGAUAAAAUUGUUAGGUCUUCGGCAUUUAGCUACCGGCUUUGGUAUUCAGAUGAUGAUGAGUGGAAUAGCAUUUUUUAUAACACCAACAUUAGCAGGUUGGCUUUAUGACAUUACAGAAUCCUACAAUCUCGCUUAUCAUUGUGCUGGAUUUGUUAUUUUUGCUGGGUCAUUUUUUGUUCUUAUGGUACAAAUUUUGGAACCAAUGUCUUUCACGAAUGAACUUUCUCCGGAGCUAGUCGUAGAAAUUGAAGAAAUAAAAACUGAUAAAGACAACUGAAGCCUAUAUAUGAAUAUUUGUUUUUAUACAUGUAUAUUAUAUAAAUUUUGUUUAUUUUUUGAACCCAUCAUUCUGUUAUAUUUGUGUACGAAAAUGCUUAAUAAAAUGAAUUAAACAUA